AUGAAGUACGAACGUCUUGCCUCCCUGGGUCUUGUUGCCCUUGGUGCCCUUUCCUCCGUGUCUGCUCGGCCCAUUGAGAUCCCCGAUGACGAUGAGUGGGACUGUGGUGAGGACGAGGUCGCUGUCAGCACCUACUACAAGACCCUGACUGUUGCGGUGACUCCCACUGCUGCCGCCGCGGUCGAGACCUCUACCUUGUCCGUGAUUGUCCCUACUACUGUCGUUGCCACUACUACUGUCGUUGCCACUACGGCUGCUCCUGCUGCUGUCGAGGCCACUUCAGUCGUUCAGGCUGUGACUGUCAGCACGGCCGAGGCUGCUACCACUGCUGCUACCACCGCGGCUGCCGAGGUCACUGCUGCCUCCGUUGUGGAGAAGAAGGCCAGCACCAGCACCAGCACCAGCACCAGCACCAGCACCACUGCCACCAGCGCUGCCACCUCGUCCUCCUCCUCCUCCAGCAGCACCAGCAGCAGCCUGAGCUCCGAGUUCUCCGGUGAAGCCACCUUCUACGGCGGCAACGUCGACGGCGGUACCUGCUCUUUCACCGGCUACACCAUCCCCUCCGGCCUCUACGGCACUGCCUUGGGAUCCCCUCGCUGGGACGACGCCGCUCAGUGUGGCUCCUGUGUCCAGGUCACCGGCCCGAGCGGCAACAAGAUCAAGGCCAUGAUCGUUGACGAAUGCCCCGAGUGUGACUCCAACCACCUCGACCUCUUCGAAACCGCCUUCGCCGAGCUGGCCGACAUCUCCGAGGGGGUCAUCAGCAUCGACUGGGAAUACGUGACCUGCGGCAUCACCACCCCGAUCAAGCUGAACAACAAGAGCGGCACCUCGGCCUACUGGUUCGCCAUGCAGGUCGAGAACUCCAACGAGCCCGUCACCGCCCUCGAGGUCAGCACCGACGGCGGCAGCACCUGGCAAUCCACCACCCGCUCCACCUACAACUACUUUGAAAACUCCAGCGGUUUCGGCACCGACACGGUCGAUGUGCGCGUCACUGCGCAGUCUGGCGCCAAGAUCACCGUCAACAACGUCAGCGUGUCGUCGGGUUCGUCCGUUACCGCCUCGUCUAACUUCUAG
Messenger RNA from Aspergillus saccharolyticus JOP 1030-1, 1083 nucleotides. Its product is annotated as putative extracellular cellulase CelA/allergen Asp F7-like. Lineage: Eukaryota; Fungi; Ascomycota; Eurotiomycetes; Eurotiales; Aspergillaceae. The coding region runs from base 1 to 1083 and encodes 360 amino acids. The record is from RefSeq and is a predicted model, not a curated record. The transcript is spliced from 2 exons.